AUGACAUCUUUCCACAGCAACGAAGACCUGAAGAGCAGUGUCCUAUUUGACGUCUCCCACGUCACCGCCGUCGUGACGGGUGGUGGAACCGGCAUCGGCUUGAUGAUCGCACAAGCCUUGCAGUCCAACGGCGCCAAGGUAUACAUCACCGGCCGACGCAAGGAGACCCUGGACAACGUGGUAAAGGAGUACUCAACCGGACCGGGCCAGAUCAUCGCCCUACCUGGCGACAUCACCUCCAAGGACGAGUGCAUGCGCCUGGCCCGUGAGGUCGGCGAAAAGGAGCCCAAAGGAAUCCAUCUCCUGGUCAACAACGCCGGCAUCGCGCGCGACGACAACACCAAGUUUAGCAGCGCCGGCGAGCCCGACUUCACAUCCGCCGACGCCGUGUCGGAGCACCUGCUCAAGUCGGACCCGGCGGCGUGGGACGAGACGUUCAAGACCAACGUCACGGCGCACUAUUUCAUGUCGGCGGCCUUCAUCCCGCUCCUGGGCAAGGCCCGAGCCGAGACGCCGGGCUACUCGUCACAGAUUGUCAACGUGUCCUCCAUCAGCGGGCUGAUGAAGGGCAGCUCAAUGGGCCAGCCGGCGUACGCGACGUCCAAAGCCGCCGCCGUGCACCUCACGCGCGUGCUGUCCACGCUGCUGAUCAAGACCAAGAUCAGGGUUAACCAGGUCGCCCCGGGCAUAUUCCCGAGCGAAAUGACGGCGGGCAAGUCGGACGAGAAGAACAAGAACCGACUGGAAGCGAGUUCGAACCCGGCCGGCCGACCGGGCAACGAUCAGGACAUGGCCGCUACCAUCCUGUUCCUUGCUGGCAAGGGAGGAGUCUUUUACAACAACCAGAUAUUGCACCCCGAUGGCGGGAACAUGGUGGUGCAGCCCGCUGCAAUUUAA
This is a messenger RNA of Pyricularia grisea, 897 nucleotides long. RefSeq lists its product as uncharacterized. The record is from RefSeq and is a predicted model, not a curated record. The transcript has a single exon. NCBI's taxonomy places the organism in Eukaryota, Fungi, Ascomycota, Sordariomycetes, Magnaporthales, Pyriculariaceae. The coding region runs from base 1 to 897 and encodes 298 amino acids. Gene Ontology annotation, molecular function: oxidoreductase activity.